Molecule: messenger RNA, 986 nt
Organism: Zerene cesonia (dogface butterfly)
Lineage: Eukaryota; Metazoa; Arthropoda; Insecta; Lepidoptera; Pieridae
Exons: 3
Coding region: 6-806 (266 amino acids)
Biological process (GO): signal transduction
Molecular function (GO): protein binding
Source: RefSeq, a predicted model, not a curated record
AUGCCAUGCAUUGUCUAAAGAUGGCGUCGCUUGUGGUAUUUUUUCUUAUUUUUCACGUUGCCUCCGGAGAUCAAAAUUUAAGACGUGAUAGUGUGAUUGAUCAUUUGACCAAUGGGAUGAAGUUUGCUCAAGAUUUCUUGGGAUCAGAAUCUAUAGCCAUGAAAGUUGCGGAUUUCGUCGUGCGCGCAUUCCAACCUAAGAAAAAUCCCACAUCACAAAGAAAGCAUCCAGCCUAUGAUGAUAACCCUUCUACGAGUUCUUUACAUUCAGGAGAAAAUUAUUCUCAGGACAAAGAGCAUAGUUAUGACGUUAAUGAAUCCUCGAAUCUUUUAUCUCCAUGGCGACAUUUGGUCAAGUUAUUGGGACUACAAACAAAUCAAAUCAGCGCUGUUGCUGUUAACGCCUUGAUUUUCAUAGCGCAGAUGAUAACAACCUUUUUAUCUGGUCCAAAACAUCCAAAUAGACAACAACGUUCUGAUGACCUAACUACAUGGAUGUUAAAUAAAAACUCGAAGAAAUUACAAGAGCUCCUUGCAACGGCGAAAAAUGAGUCAUUGCCCGAUUUACUGGAAGACCUUAUAAGGGAUCAGGAAUCUGAAGAUAUUAGUUGCAUUCAGCUAUUGGUAUGUAAAAUUACUCCAUUUGUGAACAAAAUGCAAAAAGCUGUGUUUGGGAACGAAGAGAUUGUAAACAAUGAAUAUGGAGGGCCGAGUGCAUUAUACCGCCAUCUGCCGUCACGAGAAGAAUUUAACAGCAAGAGUCAAUUUUGUGAGAAACGGUUUAAAGAGUGCAAUUUAAAUGAAUGAACUAUGGUAUGUCUAUUGUACUUCGGUAUCAUAUAAAAAAAUUGUGUGGUACCAUUUCUUAUAUUAUUAAUACCGAUAAUCUUUCUCCAAUCGUUCCUUGCGGCCAUCAAAAACUAUGUUGUAUUCAUUCUUUGUCGGCUAUAAUUAUUGUCUUUUUUAAAUAUACCUACUGAUACCAAA